CGCUGACUACUGAACUAGUAACUACUGAACUAGUGUGCUGACUACUGAACUAGUACUACUGGAACUGCGUUUCAAAUGAUUAUUAAACAGCAAGCAAACUAUGCUAAAGUCCUUCAGGUGCACUGAGUGUCCGAAUUCACUCACUCGUUUUCAUUCACUCCUUCAAGUGAAUGGUAUGAGUGGACUAAUGUAGGGAAUAGUGAAUGAGGGUAUAGGGGGCGAUUUCGGAUACAGGUCGAGAGCUGUAGUUCCAACCAUGUAAGUUUGUGACGCUGUUUGCAAAUGUUCAUUUGAACUAUGGUUUUGAGAAACACCGAAUCAUUGAACUAUGUUGGUAAGGACAGAACUUGAGACCAUAGUUGGCUUAAGAUGCUUUUGGGAAAUGCACCCAGAGCUAGCCGUGGUGUUUGACUACAGAAUGUUGUUCCUUGCGCCACUUGUGAAUACUGUGUGAAGCAAGUCUUCAGAGAUCGGCUCCUCCCACUCUUGAAUUCAUCAUCAGUGAAGCUCCUCCCACACUGGAACUCAUCAUCAGUGAAGCUCCUCCCACUGCAGUUCAGCAAUAAAUGCUGGAAGAUUCCCAUCAGUUCAGAAGUGAAGACGAGCGUCAGAGCAUCAGGAAGAGCUGAAAUCUGAUCAAAGACUGAGUUUAUUAAAGAGGACAGAGAGAAGAUGAGAGAUCCAGAGCCCUGCAGAAUCAAACACACUGAAGAGACUGAACAAACAGUGAUUUAAAAAAAAUAUAUAUAUUUCACACCUGAUGGAAGAGAGCGAGGAGAGUGAAGAACUGAGUGAAGUGGAGGAGGAGCAUCAUGACAAACCUGGAGAAAAACCUCUGAGUCGCUCAAAGACUAAAAAUAAAUUUUUAAAGAAAAGAAAAGCCAAUAAAUCUAUCACCUGCACUCAGUGUGGAAAGAGUUUCACAAACAAACAUAGUCUUGAGCGUCACAUAAGAGUUCACACCGGAGAAAAGCCAUUCAAGUGUGAUCAGUGCGGGAAGAGUUUCACGAACAAGCACAGUCUUACUGCUCACAUGAGGAUUCACACCGGAGAGAAGCCGUUCAAGUGUGAUCAGUGCAGCAAAACAUUUCAUUGGUCAUCAGACCUGAAGAAACACCUGGCAGUUCAUACGAAGGAGAAGCCACAUUCCUGUUCUGAAUGUGGGAAGAGUUUUUCACUGUUGCAGAGUUUACAUGUACAUCAGAAAACUCACACUGGUGUGAGAGAGCACUUGUGCUUUGAGUGUGAGAAGACUUUUACUACAGCGAGCUCUUUAGAACUACACCAGAGGAUCCACACUGGAGAGAAACCUUACAAGUGUUUACACUGUGACAAGACAUCCAGUCAGUUAGGAAAUCUGAAAGUACAUGAGAAGAUCCACAGCAGAGAGAAGCCACACACAUGUGAUCAGUGCGGAAAGAGUUUCACUGCUAAAAGUCAUCUGAAGAUACACAUGAAGAUCCAUACAGUGGAGUAACCGCAUCACUGCUAUCUAUUUGGGAAAGGUUUGUCCAUUUACCUUCUUCAUUCACACGUGGUCAGAAUUGUUGGUACCCUUGGUAAAUAUGAUCAAAAAAGGCUGUAAACAUUUUAAAAAAUCUGCAUUAAGAAAUUCACAAAAGUCUAACCUUUCAUUGAACUAAAACAACUUAACAUGGGGGAAAAUCUCAUUAUGAAAUAAAUGUUUUACUCAAAUACAUGUUGGACACAAUUAUUGGUACCCCAAGACAUUAUUAUGAGUAAAAUAUCUCUGAAGUAUAUUCCCAUUCAUAUUCACAAUUUUGAGCACACCAGGGUGAUUAUGAACAUGAAAUUAUCCAGCCAUGG
Onychostoma macrolepis is the source of this 1827-nucleotide messenger RNA. Its product is annotated as zinc finger protein 239-like. The transcript is spliced from 3 exons. Gene Ontology annotation, cellular component: transcription regulator complex; PcG protein complex. The record is from RefSeq and is a predicted model, not a curated record. Gene Ontology annotation, molecular function: DNA-binding transcription factor activity, RNA polymerase II-specific; RNA polymerase II cis-regulatory region sequence-specific DNA binding. Lineage: Eukaryota; Metazoa; Chordata; Actinopteri; Cypriniformes; Cyprinidae. Gene Ontology annotation, biological process: regulation of transcription by RNA polymerase II. The coding region runs from base 761 to 1477 and encodes 238 amino acids.